Molecule: messenger RNA, 5249 nt
Organism: Podarcis lilfordi (Lilford's wall lizard)
Lineage: Eukaryota; Metazoa; Chordata; Lepidosauria; Squamata; Lacertidae
Source: the annotation of a GenBank genome assembly
AUGGCGGCUGCACGCACUGCAAGCGGGAAGGGGCUGCUGCUGCAGCUGCUGCGGAAAGAGGCGCCUUUGCCGACGGUCCCGUCCUUCGCCUUCGUUCCCCGCCGGCACCGACACGCGCAGAAGAAGAAAUGGGUGAGGCGCGAGGGGCCUCGACCCCGACCCACAGCUCCUGCGGCGCCCUCCCGUGCCCAGCCCAGUGAAGCCCCAAAGGACAUCCCGCCCCGUGCCCUUCAGCGGGUCCCCGCUGCGUUGCCUCCUCCGCCCCCCGUGUUUUUAUUACCCACCCCGCUCUCCGUCCAGUCCUCGGCACUUUGUCCCGGCUCUGCAAUCCGGCCUCUCUCUCCCGCCUCGCUUGCCGUGGCCUCCGUUACGUAAAUUAAGUUAGCGUGUUUGCCUGGCCCUUUUAGAGAAGGCUUCUUGGUAGCAGCCCGUUCUCUGGAUCAGGGUUUCCCAAACUUGGCACUCCAGCUGGUUUUGGACUACAACUCCCAUCAUCCCUAGCUAGCAGGGACAGUGGUUUAGGAUGAUGGGAAUUGUAGUCCAAAACCCAAGUUUGAGAAACCCUGCUCUAGAUAGGGAUGUUGCACUCCAGCUGCCAUUGGCCCCCAGCCUGCAUUGUUCCUUGAGUUGUAGUUUUCCUUCUUCUGUUCCUCUCACACAGUUGUGACAGACAGCUUCAAGGCUGUUGCAAAAUAUGGCAUUUCACCUGAACAAAUACCUUAGUUUGUAUGAGUUACUUUCAGGUACAGAAUAUGGACCUCCUGAUGGUAGAAUGCAAGGCCCUCCGUGGACCUCUUCUCACAUAGAGUGUGUGUGCCCUUAAGAAAGGAGCUGUUCCCUACUGGUGCUAUCUCAUGGGGAUGUGGGUGGAGGACGUUGUAUUGGUCAGUCCCUGAUGUCAGGAUUGGCCCUGGUCUUUGAUUUCACUAUACACUCAUACAUCCAAGCACUGUAGGGCCACAUCAUGGUAAAGAGGUGUGUGGUGCAUAUAAUGCCCAAACAUUAUCAGCACUAAUAUUUUGCCUGUUUCACAUUUUCAUCCGUGCAAAGGCAUCCACCACUCCUCGCGUGCCUUGCACCAGACGGGCUCUGCGGGUCUUCGACAUGACCUAUGGUGUGCAGUUUGGCAGCCUCUGGCCCUCGAUCCGCAUCGGUCUUCUCUCGGAGCAAAAAUGUGGAGCUCUUAUCAACAAUUACUGUGAUGCACAGAAGAUCACCCAGGAACUGGAAGAAAUGCAGGCAGCGGAUUUCAUCUGGGAAUCUGGAAAAGCAGAGCAGGACCGGGAUCCUGCAGCUGAGCAAGGUGCCAGUGAGCCUGAAUCAUGCUCAGAAACUCAGACUGAACCCUCUGAGCCCCAAGCGCAACCUCCUCAUUCUCCUUUCAUAUCCAUCAGUCCCAACAUAAAAUGUUACACAUUCCCCAAAGGAGAUAUCAGCCUUUUUCAUCCAGCCAGGUACAUAGCUGAUUUUGGGUGAGGAGGUUGGUGUUGGGGUACUCUUCAGCAUGUGAAACUUAGCCCAUGGAUUUCUUCUUGAAAUGUUCUCCUCCCCACUCCCCUAAAUCUGUUCUGGGGUUCUCACAAUCCUCCGGAGUAGAUUUGGGGAAGUGUCAGGACAGGACACAUACAGAGGGGUGGGGAUGGGGAGUCCUGUUACACAAGUGGAACUCCUUAUUCUGAUGGGCAGCAGUAGUUGAAUACUGCCCAUUACUUGCAAACUUCUAAAAUACCCACUUGCUGCCAAUGACAACAAGUGGAUCUUUUGCCUCUCUUUCAGUUGUUAAGGUGCUUAGUUCUUGCUUCUUAACUUUUUUCACUUAGUAAAGCUGAGUGUAGGGACAGUCUUCUCUCCCAUGAAAAUAUGGAAUAGAUGGAAGGGAAGCUAGGUGGUGUCAAAGCCCCUGGUAUUAUAUUGUGCUCUUACUGGCAGAACCCCACCAUGCACGGGUGCGUGAGCGUGAAUGUUAUAUGCCUUAUACUGAGUCAGAUGUUGGUCAGUAUUCCUACACUGACUGGCAGCAGCUCUCCAUCAUUUGUCUUUCCCAGCUCUACCUAGAGAUUCAAGCUGGAACUGUUUGCAUGCAGAAUGUAUGCUCCACAGUUGAGCUGCAGACCUUCCAUCCUGCCAGUGCAUUUUAAGUAGGAGUUAAUUGGGGCUCAAAUUUCCUGUGCCUGCCACGCUAAACUUCAUCAGUUCCCUUUUUUCACAGACCAGACAUGUUAGGAGUUCUGGGCUAUUAUCUUCUGGAUGCUGCAUCCGUCUUGCCCGUCUUGGCUCUCAAUGUGCAGCCUGGCAACCUGGUCCUUGACCUUUGCGCAGCACCAGGUGGAAAGAUGCUGGCCCUUCUACAGACUGGAUGUUGUCGUAAGUAGAAUUCUUCUGCAGCAGGUGGUGCUCAAAUGGUAUAGGCAGGACCAGUUAGUGAAAACUGUUUUUCCUAUAUCUGUCCGGAAAGAGUUGAAAGGAUCAGAUAGUCUGGUGUGAUGCAUCAUGUUUGCUUCUGCUUGUGGUGCAGUGCAAUUUUGAUUACACAGGUUACUCUCCAGAAGGCCAUCUCAGGGAAGGUAGCAGGACAUUUUCUCCGGCCUCUUCCAGCUCCAACAACUCCUCUCUUUGUAGAGCAGGGGUGGCCAGAGCGCCACAUUCACCCUUGGCCAACUCUCCAGGCCUCACAUGACAAGAGAGGGUGUGACCCACACUCUUGUGCACGCACACAGAGGGUACACACAUGUUCAAGGCACACAUGAUCCAUGCCCACCUAGCACUGUGUCUGCAUUAAAACAUAAAAGAUAAUUUCCUAUUAUAUGUCAACAUGGGAUGACUCUCUCAGUCCCCCAGCAUCCUAAAUGUCUAUCUGGUGGCAGAGUAUGGCAAGUUUUUAAUUCUGACAAAAAAUAUAUAUACUUUUUUGGUGUGUGUGCGUACACAUACGCACAUUCAUACACUGCCAAAACUGAUGGGGUCUUCUUUUAAGGAGGUUGGCAACAUAUUCAUUGUUUCUCAGUCAUGUGCAAAUUUUGGUUUGUUGACUUGGAGCCUCCAAGAGUCUGUCUGCCCUUGGUGUAUGCUGUUGCUGUUCUUUCAUUAGGACAGCUGGCUGCCAAUGACCUCUCUGUUUCCCGCACUUGUCGGCUGCGUCAAGUUCUCCAUAGCUACCUUCCAGAAGAGCUCAGCGAGAUAGUGAGGAUUACAUCAUGGGAUGGAAGGAAGUGGGGUGACCUGGAGAUGAAUACUUACGAUAGGGUAAGCAUUGCUGUAGAUAACAUUACUGGGAGUAGCCCAUUAGAAGAGCGCCAGCAGGUGCCUGCAGCUAUUGAAUGUAUGAUCUCUUCCAUUCCCCCCUCACUUGUACAGAGCGCAGAUUGCUCCUUUAGAAUAUAUUUGCACCUUGUGGGGGGGGAUCGUGACAGUGGAUGAUACUGAACUUAGUCAUAUUGAGAGUGGACCCCCUGAAAUCAAUGGACUCGGAGUUAAUACUUUGUUGAAUAUUAUCUGGUUUGUCUAUAGCCAAGACCUGUGCUUUCUGCCACAUCUGAUAACUCCUUUACUGGUAAUGUAUGUAACUUUGCUUCAGAGAGUCCAGCUGAAGUCCAUUUCUAUUGUAAACACCCAGCUAAUUCAAAAAUAAUAAUUCCCAAGCCUUUUCCUUGUUGUAGGAAAAUAAUAAUUUUAGUUAUCAGAAUGUGUAGUUCUGGGAUACUUUGAAUGUCAUCUACCUAUUUUUACUUCCCAUCUUUCUUCUAAGGCAGGCAUGGCCAAGCUUGGCCCUCUAGCUGUUUUGGGACUACAAUUCCCAUCAUCCCUGACCACUGGUCCUGUUAGCUAGGGAUGAUGGGAGUUGGAGGGCCAAGUUUGGCCAUGCCUGCUCUAAGGAGUUCAAGGUGGUGUAUCUGGUUUCUCCUCACAACCCUGUGAGGGUAGACAGCAAGAUGGUGACUAGAGCCUAAACUUGCCCAGGCAGUUUCAUGAUUGGGUGUGGAUUUGAACCUGGGUUUCCUUUCGUUUUAGUCCAGCACUCUAACCACUACACCACAAUGGCUGUAUGAGUAUUACAUGCAAGAGGCUUAAGAACAGUUGCAGUUGUAAAUGGCAGGAGAUGGCCUCCAAGAUAUCAUCCAGUAGUGCCUUAAGGAGUCUGAUGAGAAGCUGUGUGAUAUGGGACAAGCUGUGUGGGAGGGCACAAACAGGUAAAAGUCCACCGAGUUUAAUUGGGAUAUAUGCCCUCUAUCUCAUGCAGGUGCUCGUGGAUGUACCAUGCACAAAUGACCGUCACUCAGUCAUAGAAGAGGACAACAAUAUGUUCAAUCCAAUGAGAAAGGGGGAGCGUCAGAUGCUGCCAAUGCUCCAGGUGGAGCUGCUUGUGUAAGUGAUCCUGACCUUAUGUGAUACAUGUUAACUUUUGAGCUACACCAGGGUUUCACAUUGUGGGCUUUAUUAAAUCAUUCACAGCAUUGCAAAUGAGUCCACAAAACUCUACAAAAGUGCUUGUCUGCCUGCCGUCCUGCCCACAUACAAAUGUGUAAGGCUCUUGUGGCUUAAAAGACAAAGGGUUGCUUUUAACUAAGUUUUACUUGGAGUAGACUCAUUGAAAUUCAUUGCUAUUAUUGUCUUAGGCCCAUUAAUUUCAGCGGGUCUGCUCUGAGUAGGUUAAUUAAAUAUAAUUCAAAGGAUCCAACUUCAGUAAUGCUUCCUUGCUUACUCUUCUGGAGGUGAUUUGGUGACUAGAAAAAUAUUUCUUUAAAAACCUGGAGUUCUAGCCAAAUUGGAACCCUUACUUUAAUGUAAUUAUUCAGUAAUCUCCUGAUGCUAAAUUAGAUUCUCCUAAGUCUAUCCCAAAGUAUGAUGGUUGUUUUCAGCUGGAGCUCUUUUAAGCAUUGUUGUGUAAUUAUUCUGUACGUUGUCUUGUGAAGCUGAUGUGCCUUGAGAUGUGAAUCUUUAAAUAAAUAAAAAGUUCUUUCUGUUCCUUUCCCAGGGCUGGGAUACUUGCUGCCAAGCCAGGGGGAGACGUCGUGUACUCAACGUGCUCCUUGUCUCAGCUCCAGAAUGAGUACGUGGUUGAGAGAGCUGUGGAGCUACUAGCAAUCCAACAUGACAUUAGCAUCCAGGUUGAAGACUUGAGCUGUUUUCGAAAGCGGUUCCAGAACACAUUUUCAUUCUAUCCUGACUGCAGACUUGGGGAACUCAUCCUUCCCCAUCUCACAGCUAACUUUGGACCCAUGUAUUUUUGCAAAUUGCACAGAUUGAAUUAG